AAAAACCCUAGACACAGCAGCGCUUAUAUAUACUACUACUACUCUGUUCCCAUUCCUCAUCUCAAUCCACUUCAGAGAAAAUGGCGGUACCUCUGCUCUCGAAGAAGAUCGUGAAGAAGAGGGUGAAGAAGUUCAAGAGGCCUCAGAGUGACAGGAAAAUUUCCGUCAAGACAAACUGGCGUAGACCAAAGGGUAUAGAUUCCCGUGUUAGGAGAAAGUUCAAGGGAUGCACUUUGAUGCCAAACAUCGGUUAUGGUUCUGACAAGAAGACCCGCCACUAUCUCCCUAAUGGUUUUAAGAAAUUUGUUGUUCACAAUGUGAAGGACUUGGAACUGCUCAUGAUGCACAACAGGACUUACUGUGCUGAGAUUGCUCACAAUAUAUCCACAAGAAAGAGAAAAGAUAUAGUUGAGAGAGCUGCGCAACUUGAUGUUGUUGUGACAAACAAAACAGCCAGAUUACGCAGCCAGGAGGAUGAAUAGUCUAAAUGACGGAGUCACUUAUUUGUAGUGAUCCUAGUGACACUCUUGACAAUGGAUUUUGAUCUUUUUUUCAUUCUUCUAUAAAUUGUAGCUUGAUAAACGAUUAAUAUGUGGUUUUUUUUCCCUCA
Molecule: messenger RNA, 610 nt
Organism: Glycine soja
Lineage: Eukaryota; Viridiplantae; Streptophyta; Magnoliopsida; Fabales; Fabaceae
Product: 60S ribosomal protein L32-1-like
Exons: 3
Coding region: 81-482 (133 amino acids)
Biological process (GO): translation
Cellular component (GO): cytosolic large ribosomal subunit; ribosome
Molecular function (GO): structural constituent of ribosome
Source: RefSeq, a predicted model, not a curated record